This is a messenger RNA of Fibroporia radiculosa, 1575 nucleotides long. RefSeq lists its product as uncharacterized. The record is from RefSeq and is a predicted model, not a curated record. Gene Ontology annotation, molecular function: alpha-1,6-mannosyltransferase activity. Bases 1 to 1575 code for a protein of 524 amino acids. Lineage: Eukaryota; Fungi; Basidiomycota; Agaricomycetes; Polyporales; Fibroporiaceae. Gene Ontology annotation, cellular component: endoplasmic reticulum membrane. The transcript has 8 exons. Gene Ontology annotation, biological process: protein N-linked glycosylation.
AUGACCACUGCUCUGGAUGCUUUGCUCGUCGGCACUAGCUGGUGUCAUGUCCUGCUCGCGCCCUACACUAAAGUCGAAGAGAGCUUUAACUUACACGCCACACACGAUGUACUCAUGUAUGGUAUUCAACCAGCAGCCCUCCACAAUUAUGAUCACUUCGUAUUCCCUGGUGCAGUUCCGCGAACAUUCGUGGGGAGUGUUCUACUAGCUUGGCUGUCUAGCCCGGCAAUUCAUGUUGCUCAGUCACUCGGACUGGUAUCUGACAAGUUCGAUUUGCAAAUAAUCGUCCGGCUUGUUCUUGCCACACUGAAUGCAUUCGCGUUCUGCCUCCUUCGACGCGCUGUCUCCCGCCGCUUUGGUGGACCCACAGGUGUAUUAUUUGCGUUACUUACUUGCACCCAAUUUCAUCUACCAUUUUGGGUCGGCAGAACCUUACCAAACAUGUUUGCGCUGUUUCCUGUCAACCUUGCGCAUUAUCUGUUAAUCAACCGCGCCCCAAACUCUUUAUAUCCGCCAAGACACUCCCUCCACGCCGCACUUGCGUUGCUCGUGUUUACUGCUACCGUAUUCCGCUCUGAAGUCCUCUUAUUGCUUGGGCCGAUGGCGCUCCAUGCUCUGAUCUGGGGACAUACAUCGAUCACGAAACUUGUAAUGGUUGGGCUAGUUUCAGUACUAGCCUCCGCAGGGCUCACAAUUGGAGUGGACUCAUACUUCUGGCAGCAAUGGCCUCUUUGGCCUGAGCUGCAUGGUCUGUAUUUCAAUGUGAUUGAGGGCAAGAGCUCAGAGUGGGGUGUUCUGCCAUACCACACUUACUUUACGUCUUUCUUACCGAAGCUAUUGCUUGCCUCCCUCCCUCUUUCCAUGAUAGGAUUCGCAACAGACUCACGUAUCCGAGGUCAUCUAGGGCCUGCACUGAUGUUCGUGGGACUCAUUAGUGCGCUGGGGCAUAAAGAGUGGCGCUUCAUUAUCUAUGUGGUUCCCAUUUUCAACAUCGCAGCAGCAAGGGGGGCCUCCCGAUUGGUCAGCCGACGGAAACGUACCGUACUCGGCAGAUUUUGUUUCUUAGCUGUCGCAGGCCUCCUGGCAAGUAAUUGCAUCAUGACAUAUCUUUUUACAAUGGCAUCGAUGGCCAAUUAUCCAGGAGGAGAGGCUCUGUCAAAAUUCAAUGAGUUUUAUUCGAAACGGGACAACGUGCAUGUCCAUAUUUCCAACCUCGCGGCUCAAACUGGUGCAUCUCUUUUCCUCCAUACGCACGCACCACCAUUCCUCCCGGAGCUUGCUUCCCCAACCAAACAUUGGACGUAUAACAAGACCGAAAACCUUUCGCCUCGAGUGCUCAAGGGGACGCGCGAAGUCACCCACAUCGUCGCCGAGUCGACAUCUGCUUCUUCGUUCACAAAAUCGAAGCGUUGGGACCAGGUUGACACUAUAGAUAGCUUUGAUCGCUGGGUAGUCAACCCUGCUAUCAGAAGUAUCCCAAGGAUAGGCUUAGGUGGUAAUCCCACUGCCCUGCUGCAGCCACUGAAAAUGGCCAAGAGUGACAAGUUAGUCAUUCUUGAGCGCAACACUACAUAG